CCUUUAUGAGCCCGGAAUCCGUCACCGCGCCGCAAAUCCACACAUGGCUCGAUCUUUACGCGUGCACCAUUUGGGCGUAAAAGCACCAGUGUGGAUGUUCUCAGUGGACACAAAACCAUUAGUGAUUAUUAGAUUCCAGAAGAUGGCAGAAUGAAAAUGAUUUCUCAGUGUGAACUGGAUAACAUUGCCAUGGGGACCCGUUUGAACUCGGGUGAUUAUUAGAGAGAGAGAGAGCAGCCUGGAGGCGGCGUCAUGGUCAUCACUGAUCGGAACGCCGCUAUUGCUGUUCCUAAAAAAGAGCCACAGAAAAAGAAGAGGAGGAAGUCCCGCCCUCAUGGCCUGCCCUCUCCGGCACUGUGCUGCACCUGCGGCCUGUGCAUCAUGCUGGCUGGACUCAACAUCACACUGGUGGGAGCGUUUGCCUUCAGCACUCUGGUGCCUUCUGCCAACCCUCCAAUCAUCAUCGGACCUGUGCUCCUGCUGGUGGCCUUCUCCUUUUUUGGGGCCUGUUGCAUGUGCAGCCGACUUCCUCCUGCCCACAGCUCGCGCAGAUCUAAGGUUGGGGGCAGGUGUGGGGGGUUGAUGGGACCAGGCGGGUUAUCCGGAGGGGCGGCGUUUGAAAUCGAGACCAGCGAGCACACGCUACAGGACACGACGGCUGUGCAGCUCAGUCCCACGUCUUCUCCUGGAUCAUCCAGACCAUCCAGUCCAGAGAAAGAGGCUCCUGGUGCCGUCGAUUCAGCGACGUGCAAGCUUUUCACCAUGGUGACCAACGGCCCACCUCCUCUCUCUGCCGCUGCGGUCUACUCUGUCUCCACAGCAGCUGGAGCGGAGGUGAAGCUCAACCUGCCACGUGAGGAAGUGAUCACCUAGUGGGCGGAAACUGGUCUAAGGAUGGAGUCCCAGGUGUAAAUAUCAGCCCGUCCUCUAACGUUACAUGGUGCCAUUCUUCUGAGAGUGUCAGCUUUUGGUUUUGUGCAAACAAAUGGUAGUUAGCAUGCACAGUAACUUAAACAUCCAAGUGUUUGUGGAUCCUGAGUUCUGGAAUUCAAAUUCCUACCUCUCUCGUGCUGUCGUUUGUGAUCUUAAGGUGGGGCAUUACCAAUCUGCAUCAAAUCGUCGCGUACCGUUCCCAUUCAUUGGUAAACGUGUGAUUGUCGCGUUAGCUGUCAGAAAGAGCCUGUGAGACCACUUCUGGAAAAGGUCGGUUUGUUCGGAAAUAACGAAAGGUCAGUCAUGAAAACCGGAGUUUGAAAUAUACAACUGCAUCUGUGGUAUCGUUUGACAUUUUGUGUGGCAUUCUCAGUGUUGAACUUUGCUGGGGGGGGCAUCAAAAAUUAAAGGUCACAGGGAUCCCACAGCGAUAUUCUCCCACCUGAAAUUUUGGGCGAUUACAGUUUAAUAAUCAGAGCAAACACUCAUAAUUUCCAGUUAAUGCGUGUGUCAGGAAUGACCACAGUGAUGUAACAUGUUUCAGUAGGUUACAUCAAACUGAUGCUGGGUUGCAAAAGCCUGAAGCCAUAAUAAAA
This is a messenger RNA of Thalassophryne amazonica, 1529 nucleotides long. RefSeq names its product transmembrane protein 275. The record is from RefSeq and is a predicted model, not a curated record. The coding region runs from base 253 to 873 and encodes 206 amino acids. NCBI's taxonomy places the organism in Eukaryota, Metazoa, Chordata, Actinopteri, Batrachoidiformes, Batrachoididae. The transcript has 3 exons.